Peromyscus eremicus (cactus mouse) is the source of this 904-nucleotide messenger RNA. It is a transcript of the gene Dnase1, whose product is annotated as deoxyribonuclease 1. The transcript has 7 exons. NCBI's taxonomy places the organism in Eukaryota, Metazoa, Chordata, Mammalia, Rodentia, Cricetidae. The record is from RefSeq and is a predicted model, not a curated record. Gene Ontology annotation, molecular function: DNA nuclease activity. Gene Ontology annotation, biological process: DNA catabolic process. The coding region runs from base 2 to 904 and encodes 300 amino acids. Gene Ontology annotation, cellular component: nucleus.
GAUGCGAUGCACAGCGCCGAUGGGGGUGUUGUUCACCCUGGUCAGCCUGCUGGAGCUGGCUGUGACUCUGAGAAUUGCAGCCUUUAACAUCCGGACUUUCGGGGAGACUAAGAUGUCCAAUGCCACCAUCUCUAGCUACAUUGUGAAAAUCCUGAGUCGCUAUGACAUCGCCGUUGUCCAAGAGGUCAGAGACAGCCACCUGGUGGCCAUUGGGAAGCUACUGGAUGAACUCAAUCGGGACAAACCUGACACCUACCGCUAUGUGGUCAGUGAGCCUCUGGGCCGCAACAGCUACAAGGAGCAGUACCUUUUCUUGUACAGGCCUGACCAGGUGUCUGUUCUGGACAGCUAUUACUAUGAUGAUGGCUGUGAGCCCUGUGGAAAUGACACCUUCAGCCGAGAGCCGGCCAUUGUAAAGUUCUUUUCCCCUUUCACUGCCGCAGGCCAACUCCAGUCCAGGCUGGUCUCUGGAUACUAUGGCCCUGGCAUGUCUGCUAUCUCCUCAGAGGUCAGAGAGUUUGCGAUAGUGCCCUUGCACGCAGCCCCAACAGAUGCUGUGACUGAGAUUGAUGCCCUCUAUGAUGUUUACCUGGAUGUCCAAAAAAAGUGGGACCUGGAGGACGUCAUACUGAUGGGGGAUUUCAAUGCCGGCUGCAGCUACGUCAGCUCCUCCCAGUGGUCUUCCAUCCGCCUCCGGACAAGCCCCGCCUUCCAGUGGCUGAUCCCCGACAGUGCUGACACCACGGUCACAUCCACACACUGUGCCUAUGACAGGAUCGUGGUUGCUGGAGCUCUGCUCCAGAGUGCUGUGGUUCCCAACUCAGUUGGUCCCUUUGACUUCCAAGAAGCAUUCGGACUCACCAAGCAGCUGGUACGUGUCCUUCCUUCAUGUGGUUUAAGCUAA